CCGGGGAGGGAAAGCAGAGUUUCUUUAAGGGAAGGCAUAAAGAGAAGCUGGUGGAAUUUCUAAUCAAUUUUUUAUAAAUAUAGCCUAUAAGCUAAAUACAAAGGUGGUGUAGGCUAGGCUACCUAUUACAAACGAAUAAUGUUUGUAUCACGCGCAAAGUAAUACGACGUUAUAACCACUUUAUAAGAUAUAUCUUGGUGAGGUUUGAGUUUGCCAUCAUUCAGUUCAACGAUUGAUAAAUUAAUGGCUCUGAUAGCAACUGAUCGGAGCUGCGAAUUGAACGGGUCGUCGACAAUUUACGGUAGGAUUGGCACAAGAAGAGAAGGCAAGACAGGCAGAACCGGUAAAAUGCAGCCGAAAGACCCGGAAUAUUCAACAGAUGGGUUACCCAAAGCAUUUUUACACAGUUUAAGGACACUCUUUGACAUCCUUGAUGACGGGAAGAGAGGGUAUGUGCACAUAUCGGAGAUUGAGAGUCGAUGGCAAGGGGCAGAUACUCAUGAUUUGCCCGGCGGGGUGCUGGAGUGCCUGAGGCGGGUGGCCCCACGGCAUGGUUGCCUGACAUUUGAGCGCUUCGUGGCGGGGCUGCGAUACUCCAUGCUGAACCCGGACAACAACAACCAAAUUAAGGGCCAGGCUGCGGUGCAUCCGCAACAAGCACACCCGCACUCCAAACAGCACCAUCUGCCAGCGCAAAAACCUGCCCCGCUCUCUGCCUGCUCUGUCGGAACUCGGAUUGAAAACAAAGUUAUUCCACUGGAUCCGAGCAACGGGACCAACAAUACGAAUCACAACCGCGCGUCCUCACUUCAGAUUCGGUCCAGACAUGAGGAGGGGAAAACUGGAUACCCAGUCACUUCUACCGCAGGUGGUCCCAUGCGGUACACCAAUGCGGGUUAUGAGAGAACAGGCAGAAGUUUGGAACGGAAUCCCAUUGUGCUCGAAAGCGAUUCGUAUCGAGCGGAUUCGGUUCGGGUGGGGAAGCAAGCGCAUCCACAGCAGAGUCGGGUGAGGUCCAUAGAGUCCCUUGCGCUCGAGUCACCAAGCCUCCAAAAACCAAGUAUUGUGGAGGCUGGUUUGCCGAGGUCCCAGAGUGAGUCAGCCACGGGAUUCACUGCCUCCAGACACCAUGGGCGGAGCCGAGAUGAGCAGAGACGCCACACCAUCACCAACGGAGUGGGUUAUGGAAUGCUGAAGCAGAUGAAGGAGUUGGAGCAAGAGAAGGACUCUCUGCUGGCUGGUCUGGAUGUGUUGGAGCGGGCUAGAGAGUGGUACCAGACCCAGAUCCACAACGUCACCGAGAGACAGAGACACGUGGGCCAGAGCAACCACUGCACGGAUUUCUUCACAGAAUCCCAGAAUCAAAGUCGCAUGGAUGUUCUGCUUCCCAAACUGCAGGAAGUCAACCGCUGCCUUAAUGACCUCAUUUCCUGCUCUGGAAUGCAGUCUUUCCCAUUCUCUGGCAACCAGCCCACAGCGAUCUCCUCCAGCUCCCACCCCCCUGCCCCUGCACCCCCACAAGCCAUUCAGAGACUGAAGGACCAGAACCGCCUUCUUACCCAGGAGGUGACUGAUAAGAGUGAGCGCAUCACUCAGCUGGAGCAGGAGAAGUCUGCUCUGAUCAAACAGCUGUUUGAGGCUCGCGCCCAGAGCACGAACGACAGCAGCACCAUGGACUCCACCUUCAUCUGAAUACAGACACCAUAAUACAACUAUACUGGUCUCCAGCUCUAUCUGACCCCCACUCACAACAAGACAACUGCAUCAGACUCAACUCACCACUCCUGGCAUGAUGAAAGCACCUUGAACUUUGACCCCCCCCACUUGACCACUCCCUCUGGAUCUCCCCAACUGACCACUCCACUUAAAAUGGCCUGCCACUAAUCUGGGCCGACCCCUCCUGGGGGGGGGGACUCCCGAGUCCACCCUCACUCUGAUACCGUCAGCCUCACCCACUGGGCAGAAAGCCUGGAACACCAUAGUCUAACCAUUCCUAACUGGGACCUGCCCAGGAUUCCACUCCCCCUCGAUCACUCCAAGGAUCUACUGUGAUCCACUAGGAUCCUACCUUAUUGAACCUGACUUAAUGUUUACCCUCCCUCCCAUCACAGUAUAAGCUAUGUGAUUGGACAUCAUGAACUAAAUCUAAAACCGUUACAUGGAGCUACAGGAUCCCUGCCAAUCACCAUGACAACAGCUCCUGUACAAAUACAUUAGUUGGAGGGAUUCCAUUGGACACACACCACACAAAAUGUAUUUAUUUUAUGAAACAUUUACUCCAGAUACUUUGAUCUCAGUCACACUUUGAUAGAUAUUUCUCCCAUUGUAUUCCAAUAUAUCCACUUGUGUAUCUCAAACCUAAUUGAAAUAGUUGGUAAGAUGAGAAGCUGGGCUCUCCUGACCUGGAGGAGCUUACUAGUUUGUAGAGAGCUUAACCCUAAGGAGGACACCAUGACUGUAUAGUAUCUCAUUUACUGUUUGUCACUCUAUGUACCCUUUAAGUGGGCCAAAUGCACAUGACGUGAAGCACUAGUACAUAUAGCCACCAUUUUAAUAGUAGAACAUGAGCAGCAUGUAAAUGUUGUUUUGUUUCCCUUAAAAUUAAUUAAUUGAGAGCACUAGAAAAGUGACACAUGUCCUACAAGCCAAGGAGAUCUAGUAGUGGAGAGGGUAGGAGAGAAGUUUGCAUGUAGAAGAGACUUGAAGAUGAGAAGGAUUGGUAUUUCAUGAAUGUGUUUGAGCCCUGGUCCCUGGUGGCAGAGGGACCACUGGAACGGGACAGGUCUCAGAGAAGAGUAAUGUUGGAUUGGCUAGUGGGAAAAAACAACUCCUCCUUGGUUGAUAGACUUCAAAUGUAAUGUAAUGUGCUGUAAUGAUUCAUGCAAGACUGGCUUUAUAGUGCCACUUCCUCUCUGUCUUCCUACAGAGGUGUCUCAGAGCCUUUGUGUCAAAAAUGAGUAAUGCAAUGUUAGUACAGGAUGAACAGAAUGUGGUUUGUGAGACCUGGUUUGCUGAGAGGUUAAGACCAAGCAAAGAUACUGCUGCUCUUUCAAUGCUGUACUUAUAAUGGUCCCACCAAACCAGAAUCUAAACCAGUGGUCUCAUAAACCACAUAGUCAUCUGGGCCCAUUCAGUCUUGAAUCCCUUUACAUUUCUAAUUGAGAAUAUGUUUUUUAGUGGCAGUAAUUGCUAUGUAACGCAACUAUGUAAUGAUUUUGCAAUGCAACUCUUAUUAGGUACUGUUGUGAUGUCUGCGUAUAAAUACUAUCUGCUGUGACUGACUGCCUAGCUGUCUCUCCUGUUAGAUUGUAUGUAUUUGGUCUUGUGAUUAUCUUGCUUCGCAUUGUAUGUUAGUGAAUGCCACCCUAUCCUUUCCUCUUUCUAUUGUAGUAUUCCCACUUGACUAAAAUAAACAUGACCAAAAGAUGCCAGUAAGGUCAUAUAAUCAGC
Molecule: messenger RNA, 3450 nt
Organism: Coregonus clupeaformis (lake whitefish)
Lineage: Eukaryota; Metazoa; Chordata; Actinopteri; Salmoniformes; Salmonidae
Product: suppressor APC domain-containing protein 2
Exons: 6
Coding region: 244-1692 (482 amino acids)
Source: RefSeq, a predicted model, not a curated record